Lactuca sativa (garden lettuce) is the source of this 2538-nucleotide messenger RNA. Its product is annotated as calcium-dependent protein kinase 26. Gene Ontology annotation, biological process: protein phosphorylation. Lineage: Eukaryota; Viridiplantae; Streptophyta; Magnoliopsida; Asterales; Asteraceae. Gene Ontology annotation, molecular function: ATP binding; calcium ion binding; protein kinase activity. The record is from RefSeq and is a predicted model, not a curated record.
UUGCCUAACGCGUUUGAAAAGAUCCCAACUGAAAAACCCGUCACUUUCCAUCAUUUCCCUCGUCAAUUUCUGCGACCUCCACGCUUCUCACUCGCUCUCCGCCGUCCUCCUAUAUAUAAACACGUAAAUGACUCGUCCACGAGACACAUUCAAACUUCCCCUUUUUUCCAAGGCUACUACUUGUCUAAAGAGACCUAGUAAACCCAUUGUAAGUUGCAGAUUUUCGAUCAUAUUCAUACCCACUACUCUUUCAUCAUUUCUUUCAAAUUCCCACCUCCCAAUUUCGAUUUUUAUUGAAAAAUUACACGUCUUUGAACCUUUUAUGGGUACUUCGGUUUGAUUUGUACAAGAGCUUUCUCUGAUUCGGGUGAUUUGCAGUUGCACACCAACUGUUUGUUUAAAUGUCUACACACCGAUUCCUUUAGUGAAAAGGGAAGUAGCUCAUAUUAUCGACUAUUUGUUGUUGUGUAGAAGGAUUAUAUUGAAUUUUAGAUGGGAAAUGUAUGUGUAUCUUGUUACUCAAAGGAUGGAUUUUUCCAAUCAAUAUCACAUCCAUACUGGUGGUCUCGAUCACCAGAGAUGAUCUACUACAAAAACGAACAGCUUAGCAAAGAUCCUCCAUCAAUACACCAAGAUCCAAAACCUCCUACCCCUACUCAAAACACACCUCCAAAACUAGUGAUCAUAGCCAAAAACGACACCAAACCACCUCCACCUCCACCCAUAGUUUCAUAUCAAGAAAUCAAAAUAGACAUAAAACAAUCCCAAAAGGAAAAAGCUUCAUCAAAUUCAAACGCCAAAAAGCAAAACAAUGUGAAGAGAAUGUUGAGUGCAGGUUUACAAGCUGACAAGGUAUUGAAAACAAAAACUGGGCAUCUGAAAGAGUACUACAACUUAGGUCAAAAGCUAGGACAUGGUCAAUUUGGUACGACUUUUCUCUGCAUAGAGAAAACCACAGGAAAAGAAUUCGCAUGCAAAUCAAUCGCGAAAAGAAAGUUGUUAACCGAUGAUGAUGUGGAAGAUGUCAGGAGGGAAAUUGAAAUCAUGCAUCAUUUAUCUGGAAACCCUAAUGUGGUUUCAAUUCAAGGGGCUUAUGAAGAUUCAGUUGCAGUUCAUUUGGUUAUGGAACUUUGUGCUGGAGGCGAAUUGUUUGAUAGAAUUACCAAAAAAGGACAUUAUUCAGAAAGAAAAGCAGCUGAUCUUGCUAGAACUAUUGUAUCUGUGAUUGAAGCUUGUCAUUCUUUAGGUGUUAUGCAUCGUGAUCUUAAACCUGAAAACUUUCUUUUUGUUGAUGAACAUGAAGAUUCUCCUCUUAAAACCAUAGAUUUUGGAUUAUCGGUUUUCUUUAAACCAGGUGAAACUUUUGUAGAUGUGGUUGGAAGCCCUUACUAUGUUGCCCCUGAAAUUUUGCUUAAAAAUUAUGGUCCUGAAGCAGAUAUAUGGAGUGCUGGUGUGAUUCUUUACAUUCUUCUUUGUGGGGUCCCACCUUUUUGGGGAGGUAAGUCUAAAAGACUAAAAGACUAUAAUAAGUUAAUAACUCAUCGAAUACUGAAUUCAUGUUCGUUUUUUUUUUUUUUCAUGACAGAAUCUGAAAAUGAGAUAUUUGAAGAGGUUUUGAGGGGUAAACUCGACUUUUCCUCAGAUCCAUGGCCUAGUAUCUCUGAAAGUGCUAAAGAUUUGGUUAGAAAAAUGCUCAUUAAAGACCCCAAAAGACGAAUAACAGCUCAUGGUGUUCUUUGCCAUCCAUGGAUCAGUGAAGAUGGUGUUGCACCAGAUAAGCCUCUUGAUUCUGCUGUUUUGAGUCGUUUAACUCAGUUUUCUGCCAUGAAUAAGCUCAAGAAAAUGGCUCUUAGGGUUAUUGCUUCAAAACUCUCGGAAGAAGAAAUUGCAGGAUUAAAACAAAUGUUUAAGAUAAUAGAUACAGACAACAGUGGUUAUAUUACUUUUGAAGAACUUAAAGCUGGACUCAAACGUUUUGGUUCUAAUCUUACAGAGUCUGAGAUUUAUGAUCUAAUGCAAUCUGCGGAUAUUGACAAUAGUGGUACUAUUGACUAUGAAGAAUUUGUAGCUGCAACAUUGCAUAUGAACAAAGUCGAUAGAGAAGAUCAUUUAUUUUCUGCUUUUUCAUAUUUUGAUAAAGAUGGAAGUGGUUAUAUCACCCUUGAUGAACUACAACAAGCAUGUAAAGAAUUUGGAGUAGAUGAUGUUCAUUUAGAAGAAAUCAUCAAAGAAGCUGACCAAAAUAAUGAUGGGCGUAUAGAUUACAAUGAGUUUGUUGCAAUGAUGCAUAAUGGAAGUGAUAUUAUGAGGGUGAAGCCAAUGAAGGAUGAUUUUAAUAUGAUGUUAAGGGAGCCGGUUGCGGUUUGUUAAUAUGAAUAUUUAUAUUUAUUUGAUUUUGUAAUUAAAUGUAAAAAAUGGCAUCUGACUUUUGAAUGCUUCAAUAGUCUAUGAGGUGUUGCAUUUUGACUUAUAGAAUGUACUAUUGUUCUUGUAUACACGUGAAAUGAAAAGAUAAAACAAAGAGAAAGAGUUGACUGA